This is a messenger RNA of Humulus lupulus (European hop), 1203 nucleotides long. RefSeq names its product protein S40-7-like. NCBI's taxonomy places the organism in Eukaryota, Viridiplantae, Streptophyta, Magnoliopsida, Rosales, Cannabaceae. The coding region runs from base 236 to 874 and encodes 212 amino acids. The record is from RefSeq and is a predicted model, not a curated record. The transcript has 3 exons.
UAAAAUACUCGAGCACCUAUCACUUACUGGGAGAAUCUGUAUUGUACUUGCCCUUUUGCACUAUUCUUUGGUUCCUAUAGAGUUUGGCUUCUUCAUAUAUUCCAAUAUCUCUAAGAAGUUUCAACCAUCUCUUGAUAUCUAUAUAUUUAGAAUCUGGGAGAGUUGUGGCGUGGUAGUCCCAAGUCAAGGAAAAAAGUAAAAAUUCUUGCUUCCCUAAACAAACCAGGCAGCAAUCAUGGAAAAUAGGUAUGGUUUGUUCAGGCAGAGCAGUGGGGUAUGGAGAGCUUUGAGGGAUGGAGAUUUUGAAGAAGAAGAUGUUUGGUCUGUUCUCAAAGAAAGAACAGAUUCUAGUUCCAAGACCAACAACAGAUCUAGCAGGGAGUCUGCUUUGUCUGUUCCAAGGCAUGUUCCAACUGCUGCAAGAAUGAUUCCCAAAGCUAUCAGAGGAGGAUUUGAAAGUAGCAGCAGUAGUAUUAACUCCUCUCAUGAAGGUAGAAUAAUGCAACAAUCAGCACCUGUCAGCAUUCCCAAUUGGCCAAAUAGUUACAGGCACAAGUCAAAGAAGGCCUCCAGGAAUGCUUCAUGGUAUGAUGAUGAUGAUCAUCAUGAUGGUGGCGACGACGAUGAACUUGUUAACGGCAAAAGGGAUGGUGAAGAUCAUGAAGAAGAAGAUGAUUACAACGAUGACGACGAAAAUGAUUACGUUGGUGAUUAUGAUUGCAAGGUACCUCCACAUGAAUUCAUUUCCAGGAGGCUUGCAAGAAGUCAAAUAUCUUCUUUUUCUGUAUUUGAAGGAGUUGGUAGGACCUUAAAAGGGAGAGACCUUAGCAAAGUAAGGAAUGCUGUGCUAAUAAAGACCGGCUUCAUUGAAUGAUUACUUGUAAAGAAUUCCCAAAUAAUGGUGGCAAGUGUUUCUCUGAACGUCAAAUUGUCAUGUACAGAGGCUUGUGGUGUUAGGCAAUUAGCUUAGAAAUUUGGUCUCAUAAUUUUUUGUUUCUAGUUCUUGUUUAGGAUGUGAGGAUCUAAAAAAAAUCAAAUUUCGUUUUGUCUAAAAAAAAUAAUGUAAAGGCCAAAGAUUGGAUCUAUUGAGCUAUUGUUUUGAGAGGCCUGACCGCCCUCAAUGAUAAGCAUCUGAGAAAUUUAGCAGUUAAUGAAGGUCCCAAUAAGCAAUAUAUAUAAAUAUAUAUAUUUAUUUUUUCAGAA